GGCUUAUAUACAUUAAAUUCCACUAACCUUUACAAAAUUCCAAGCAUAAUUCCAGUUUCCAACAAACCUUAAUAAUACCACCUCUCGCCAAUUAAGCCUCACAACUCACCUCCUUCUGUCUCUUUUCUCCCGCAAAACACCACUUCAACCAUUACUCUCCGCCGGAAAAAUCCAAUUUUCCAGUGGUGGCAACAUAACUUAACUGUUAUUUUCAUCUGGGUUCUCUUCCUUUUUGUACUUUAUAGGGUAGAAAAACAAGUUUUAGUACCGUGAUGACGGUGGCAACGCCGAAGAAGGCUGCUUCGAUUACAGAAAAGGUGUGGAAGAAAGUCUACGGGAAUUAUAGCGCCAGCAGUGGUGGCGCGAAUCAUCAUAAUAAGUGGUGUUCAUAUGAAAGUGAGGUUGAUUUUUAUGAAGAUGAUGAUGAGACCACCAUGGAGCUCAUGCAGAUUGGUGCUGAAAGGACUAAAAAUGUGUUGAUUCUUAUGAGUGAUACCGGUGGAGGUCAUCGAGCUUCCGCUGAAGCCAUUCGUGACGCUUUCAAAAUUGAGUUUGGCGAUGAAUACCGGAUAAUUGUGAAGGAUGUGUGGAAAGAAUACGCGGGGUGGCCAUUGAACGACAUGGAGAGAUCAUACAAAUUCAUGGUGAAACAUGGACAGUUGUGGAAGGUAGCAUUUCACAGCACCUCUCCUAGAUGGAUUCACAGCUGGUAUCUUGCCGCUAUGGCUGCCUACUAUGCCAAGGAGGUGGAGGUUGGUUUAAUGGAGUACAAGCCGGACGUUAUCAUAAGUGUUCAUCCUUUGAUGCAACAUAUCCCUCUGCGGGUUCUUAAAUGGCAAGGUCUACAGAAGAAAGUGAUUUUUGUCACAGUUAUUACAGACCUUAAUACCUGCCACCCGACAUGGUUUCAUCCCGGGGUCGAUAGAUGCUACUGCCCAUCACAGGAGGUAGCAAAGAGGGCUUUAUUGGAUGGCCUAGAAGAGACUCAAAUUUCUGUUUUUGGCUUGCCCAUUCGACCUUCUUUCGCCCGUGCAGUUCUUUCCAAGGAUGAUUUACGACAAGAACUUGAAAUGGACUCUAACUUGCCAGCAGUACUACUGAUGGGAGGUGGCGAAGGGAUGGGUCCUGUCAGGAAAACUGCAAGGGCUCUGGGAGAAUCUCUGUUUGAUAAAGAAAGCGGGAAACCAAUGGGGCAGUUGAUUAUCAUCUGUGGCCGUAAUAAAACUCUUGCCUCUUCACUGCAAUCUGACGAAUGGAUGAUCCCUGUUAAGGUUAGAGGGUUCGAGACACAGAUGGAGAAAUGGAUGGGCGCUGUUGACUGCAUAAUCACAAAAGCUGGACCUGGUACAAUUGCAGAGGCAUUGAUCAGGGGGCUUCCUAUUAUCCUCAAUGACUACAUACCGGGACAAGAAAAGGGCAAUGUACCGUAUGUAGUAGACAAUGGGGCUGGUGUUUUCACCAGAAGUCCAAAGGAAACAGCUAAACUGGUGGCAGAAUGGUUCAGCACCAAGACAGAUGAACUCAAGAGAAUGUCAGAGAAUUCACUUAAACUUGCACAACCGGAGGCAGUAUUCAACAUUGUAAAGGACAUUCACGAACUCGCCGGCCAACGAGGGCCUCUAGUCAGCGUACCUUAUAUGUUGACAUCUUCAUUUACAAGCUUAAUCUAA
This is a messenger RNA of Pistacia vera, 1670 nucleotides long. Its product is annotated as monogalactosyldiacylglycerol synthase 2, chloroplastic-like. Gene Ontology annotation, biological process: glycolipid biosynthetic process. The transcript has 8 exons. The record is from RefSeq and is a predicted model, not a curated record. Lineage: Eukaryota; Viridiplantae; Streptophyta; Magnoliopsida; Sapindales; Anacardiaceae. The coding region runs from base 273 to 1670 and encodes 465 amino acids. Gene Ontology annotation, molecular function: hexosyltransferase activity.